AUGUCGCAGUCGUUAAGGGGAACGCUGUCUGCAAGAUCGAUCGGAGAAAUGGUAGCGAAGACGACAACAAAAGGAACGUCCUCCAUUGUCACCGUUGACGCUCUCCAGAAAGAAACUAUUACUGAGGUUGCUUGCAAAUUCUGGGCACCUUUUUCAAAAACUCAUGCUGCGUAUUCUGCUCCCUUAGUCGACACGAUUUAUCAACACGAAAUGAUUGCAACACACUUUAAUCCGAGGAAAAUUAUCAUGUUGGAGUUUAGGCAAUAUCUCGAGUGCUACCUUUGGCCAAAUUACACUGAGGAGGCAAGCACAGCGCAUGUUAUGUCAAUAAUCAUUAUGCUCAACGAGAAAUUCAGGGAACGCAUAGAUGCUUGGCAGUGUUUUGUAAAGAAGCCAGAACACUUCUCAUCGUUCACUUACCGUGUCCUCAAAUUGUCUUUGGACGAAACUUCUCGAAGCAACGCUGAACAAUGUGCGAUCAUCACCUUCCUUGUGAACAGUUUCAAUUCUGUUGAAGUUGAUAUAGUUCGUGAACAAAUGAACAAGUUAACACACAUGUCGAUCUGGACUAAUUUGUUGCCGAGUCAAAGAGAGGACAUAUUUGGAGGUAGCAAGAAACUGCGAAAGUACUGGGCAAACCUGUCACAAAAACUUGCUGCUCAAGACGCUGAAGACAGUGAAGAGUCCCGAAGGGCACAGUUCGAAAGAAAUUAUUUAUGGAAUCUUAUAGCUCGCUUUAAGCGCACAUUAGAUCGUGUAGACGACGAAUCGAAAGAAGUCGAUUUGGAAGAUAUCCGUUAUUGUGAGAGGUUUAUUGAGCUUUUAAUUGACCUUGAAGCGCUUCUUCCUACGAGGAGGUUCUUCAAUGCUUUGUUGCAUUCUUCGAAGCUUAUUACCCACUGUGUGCUCUCGAAGCUGAUAUCGUCUGAGGCAGGAUCGUUAUUCUGCCAACUUGUUGAGAUGCUGAAAUUUUAUGCAAGAUUCGAGAUUAAUGAUAUUACAGGGCAGCAACUCACACAUAAGGAGGUCUCUAACAAACAUUACGAGCAUGUGGUAAAACUGCAGAAGGCGGCGUUUAAAUAUUUCAGGGAGAGUAUGCCUGAUUUCUAUCUAUUGAGCGUUGGAAGUGUAGACACUCGCAAAGCUUUGUUGAAACAAUUCGGCUCAAUGAAGAAAUCCGAAAUAUAUCGUUUUGCGGAGUAUCUCCAUUUGGUUCCUCCUAUGGAUAGCGAGAAUUCACAGUUGGAGACGUACAGCAAAGAAUUUUUGACAGAAACCAUAACACUUCACUGUGAACGACGGGUGAACCAACUGCAACAGCUCAACGAACAGCCACUGUACCCAACUGAACAGGUCAUUUGGGACGAAAACGUCGUACCAUAUGAAAACUACUCCGGCGAAGGUGUCCUGGCAUUGAAUAAGCUGAACCUGCAAUUUUUGACGUUGCACGAUUAUCUUCUGAGGAAUUUCAACUUGUUUCAGUUGGAAUCAACCUAUGAAAUUCGACAAGAUUUGGAGGAUGUACUUUUCCGUAUGAAGCCAUGGCGCCAUGAAAAUAGAAACGAAACUGUGUGGGGCGGAUGGGCUCGAAUGGCGCUGCUUCUCGAUUCAUUCCAGAUCACUGAGGUAGGAAAGCCUUUCGUAGGCGACAAAAGUCCGUCAGUAGUCAGAGGAGAAUUCUCAGUAAACGUUGGCAGACGCGUGGAUAUCAAACAAGAGUGGGAAAGUCUCCGUAAACACGAUGUUUGUUUCCUUAUCACUUGUCGGUCAACUCAACCUGUUGGUACAAAGUAUGACAUUAGGAAACCAUUCAAGGAUCAGAUUCAGGUUACUUAUGUUCGCGGUUGCGAGAUAGAAGGGAUGAUUGGCCAAGAUGGCCAGGUCAUUGAAGAAUUUGAGUCUUACGAGAAGAAACCUCAGAUACAGGGCGACAUUAGGAGAUUUCGGGUAUUUUUGGAUCCGAACCAGUAUAGAAUCGACAUGGAAAACAGAGUAGAAAAAGGAGUAGAGGAUGUAUACUACACCUUCAAUCUGGUUGUACGGCGCGAUCCAAAGACAAAUAAUUUUAAAGCUGUACUAGCUACUAUGCGACAACUGCUCAAUACAGAGUGUGUGGUACCAGACUGGUUGACAGAUAUUGUGCUGGGAUAUGGUGAGCCGGAUUCUGCUCACUAUUCGAAGAUGAAUAAUGUGGUACCGACCUUGGAUUUCAACGAUACAUUUUUAUCAUAUGAACACCUGAAAGAGUCAUUUCCUGGUUAUCGCGUUGAAGCUACAACUGAAGAAGAAAAAAUGAUACCACCGUUCCAACUGAAGUUCAAAGAUCUUAUUCGGGGAGGUGAAUCAGAAGGUGAAAAAGUGAUCGAAGUGAUUCCUUUGGUCCGAGAUGCUCGUACACCUUAUCCUGUUUUUCCUAACAAGAACAGAGUGAAGUUUACGUCGGCGCAGAUAGAGGCAAUUAAGGCUGGCAUGCAACCUGGAUUAACUAUGGUGGUGGGGCCACCAGGUACCGGUAAAACUGAUGUGGCUGUGCAAAUCAUCGCGAAUAUCUAUCACAAUUGGCCUCAACAACGCACUUUGAUAGUCACCCAUUCUAACCAGGCACUGAAUCAACUGUUCGAGAAGAUUAUUGCUCUAGACGUUGACGAGAGACAUUUACUGCGGAUGGGUCACGGCGAAGAAGGACUCGAAACGGAGAAGGACUUCUCUCGUUAUGGUCGUGUAAACCAUGUGCUCAAGGAGAGGUUGAGAUUACUUUCUGAGGUGGAACGGCUACAAAAGGCGAUGAACGUGAUUGGAGAUGUAUCCUAUACUUGCGAGAAUGCUGGACACUUCUUCCGGUUUACGGUUUGUCGCGCAUGGGACGAAUUUCUAGAACAAUGUGCUAGCGAGAAGGAUGGUGGUGUAGGGGAAAUUUUCCCCUUUACCGGCUUCUUCUCCGAUAUUGAUCCUUUGUUUACUGGUUCUUAUGCUGCUGAUAUGGAAACGGCUCGAUGCUGCUGGCGGCACAUCAACCAUAUUUUCCAGCAGCUGGAGGAGUUCCGCGCUUUUGAGCUGCUUCGAAAUGGAAGAGAUCGAACUGAGUACCUUUUGGUCAAAGAGGCAAAAAUUAUUGCUAUGACCUGUACGCACGCAGCUUUGAGAAGGAAUGAACUGGUACAGCUUGGAUUCCGCUACGAUAAUAUUCUUAUGGAAGAAGCAGCUCAAAUUUUGGAAGUGGAGACGUUUAUUCCCCUUUUGCUCCAGAAUCCACAAGAUGGCAGAAACCGACUGAAGAGGUGGUGUAUGAUCGGAGAUCACCAUCAGCUUCCUCCUGUUGUUCAGAACCAGGCUUUCCAGAAAUAUUCGAACAUGGAACAGUCACUGUUUGCUAGAUUUGUACGGCUCGGUGUACCAAAUAUUCAACUUGAUAAACAAGGAAGAGCUCGAUCAGAGAUAGCUGCUUUGUAUAGCUGGCGUUACAAGAAUCUUGGUAAUCUUCCCCACGUUGAGGCUUUGCCACAGUUCCAGACUGCUAAUGCUGGUUUUGCGUUCAACUACCAACUCAUUGAUGUACCGGAUUUCAAUGGACAAGGAGAAUCACAGCCAAGUCCAUUUUACUAUCAGAACUUGGGAGAGGCAGAAUAUGCAGUUGCAUUGUUUACGUAUAUGCGCAUUAUUGGAUAUCCAGCUGAAAAGAUCUCCAUAAUCACAACCUAUAAUGGACAAGCACAACUUAUCCGUGAUGUUGUGGCAAGAAGAUGUGCGAAUAAUCCGCUUAUUGGAGUUCCUGCACAGGUGUCAACUGUGGACAAAUACCAGGGUCAACAGAAUGACUAUAUAAUUCUUUCUCUUGUUCGUACUUACAAUAUUGGACAUAUAAGAGAUGUUCGUCGUCUCGUGGUAGCAUUGUCUCGAGCACGUCUAGGUCUUUAUGUGCUUUGCCGAGCCAGCCUUUUUCGCAACUGUUUUGAACUUACACCUGCUUUCAAUAUUCUGUGUCAGCGGCCUUCUCGCCUAGUUAUCAUUCCGAGCGAAGCGUAUCCGACGCAAAGAAAGGUAGGGGAACGUGCUGAAGGUGAACCGAUUUCAAUCGAUAACACAGUUCAUAUAUCGACAUUUGUACAUGACUUCUACAUGAGUAACAUGGAGUCGAUGCGUGCUAACUAUGAGCGAGCGAUGGAACACUACCGGAAGAAAGUGCAGCUACUCCUCCCACCUGCGGAGAUAGAAGAACCUGAGAUUUCUGAAGCCGAACGAAAGAGGGAGGAAGCCAAAGCAAAAGCUGAAAAAGCUCAACAACAACAAGAAAGCGAGAUCGUCUUCGAAAGCAUGGAUUUCGAGAAACUCGAGGAGGUGCCGAAGUAUUGA
Necator americanus (New World hookworm) is the source of this 4350-nucleotide messenger RNA. RefSeq lists its product as uncharacterized. The transcript is spliced from 38 exons. Gene Ontology annotation, molecular function: mRNA binding; helicase activity. Gene Ontology annotation, cellular component: catalytic step 2 spliceosome. Gene Ontology annotation, biological process: mRNA splicing, via spliceosome. The coding region runs from base 1 to 4350 and encodes 1449 amino acids. The record is from RefSeq and is a predicted model, not a curated record. NCBI's taxonomy places the organism in Eukaryota, Metazoa, Nematoda, Chromadorea, Rhabditida, Ancylostomatidae.